Molecule: messenger RNA, 1157 nt
Organism: Vicia villosa (hairy vetch)
Lineage: Eukaryota; Viridiplantae; Streptophyta; Magnoliopsida; Fabales; Fabaceae
Product: stem-specific protein TSJT1-like
Exons: 5
Coding region: 82-792 (236 amino acids)
Source: RefSeq, a predicted model, not a curated record
CUAUAAUUAUUUCCCAUCCCAUCACAAGCGGUGUAAUAAACCAAUAGAAAAGGGACAAAUUAUUUUUGUUUUAUUUAAAAAAUGUUGGGGAUCUUCAGUAGCUCCGUCGUGUCUCCUCCGGAAGAGCUGGUGGCAGCCGGUAGCCGAACACCGUCGCCAAAGACGACGGCGAGUUUGCUUCUGAAGAGGUUUGUGGAGAGGAAGGCGUCGGCGGUGUCGCUGCAGGUUGGGGAUGAUGUGCAGCUGGCUUAUACACACCAUGAAGAGUCACCGUGGCAACCCAGAUCAUUUGCAGUGAAGGAUGAUAUAUUCUGCUUGUUUGAAGGAGCUCUAGACAAUCUAGGGAGCUUGAGACAGCAAUAUGGACUUGCGAAAUCUGCGAAUGAAGUUGUUCUUAUGAUCGAAGCUUACAAAGCUUUACGCGACCGAGCACCAUACCCUGCGAAUCAUGUUGUUGGUCAUCUUAGUGGUAGUUUUGCCUUCAUUGUUUAUGACAAAUCCACUUCCACCCUCUUUGUUGCUUCUGACCAAUCUGGAAAGGUUCCUCUGUAUUGGGGAAUAACUGCUGAUGGGUAUGUAGCAUUUGCUGAUGAUGCUGAUCUGCUUAAAGGUGCUUGUGGAAAGUCACUUGCUUCUUUUCCUCAAGGAUGUUUCUACUCGACCGCGGUUGGAGGAUUAAGAUGCUACGAGAAUCCAAAGAAUAAGAUUACCGCUAUACCAGCUAACGAGGAAGAAUUUUGGGGUGCAACGUUCAAGGUGGAAGGGCCAGCUGUUGUUGCAGCGACAAAGUAGAUAUGUUUCCAAAUAGAGUGUCAUAUUCUGGAUGCAUUUAUGGAGUAAUUUUAUGUAUUUGUAUGGUUGUGAUUCUAAGACAUGCAUGAAGAGAUCAUAAUGUAAAUAUCUUUACUCAUAAAUGUGAAGAGUGUGGGACUGGUCAUUGUAGAGUUUAUUAUGUUGCAGGUUUUGUGCAGUGUUGCAUAGGAUUUUCUGUGUUUCAAAAAAUGUCCAGUUGCAUUUUCAAUGUACUGUAAUAAAUAUACAUGCAUGCGUCUGGCUUGAGUUCUGUACUGUAGUACUCUUAUUCUAGCAUAUAAAAAAUGUGUAGAUAUAAACUUUCAUCUUUCAACUAAUAAAAAUUAAUGAUACACUUUGUUCAA